GUGAUCUCGCGCAGGAGCGCAAUGGCGGCGGAGGCGAGCCGAGGGCCUUUUGGACCUGCCCACCAAAGUUGCAGCUGAGUUGAGACGCUGAGGUAUCGCGAUGAGGACGCUCGGCCGAAGAAGUAGGAGUCUGAACCGGAGUUGAAGGAGAGGCUCUCCUCAUCCAAUGAAGAUGGCGGCCCAAUCCCAGACCGCCAGCGAGCUGCCCUUGGAGGACCUGCUAGCACUUUAUGGCUACACGGUGUCCGAUCCAGCCAAGCAGAACUGUCAUGUCGCCGCCACUCUGCCAGGCAUGACUCUGGACAAGAAGCAGAUAACCGAGGACCUUUUCCAAGGAGAAGAGGGAGUCGAGUCCUCCGCUGAUGACCUCACCCCGUCGGUCACCUCCACUACCUCUGAUCGGCUUCACCACCUGCCUGCCGGCGACAAAGACACACCAGUCAGCUCAUGUGACGAGGAUUCGGACAAUGAAUCUCUUCCCUCCAAUGAAGAACACAAGGAGAUCAUGGUCGGUUCCAUGUACCAGGCAACAAUCCCUGCACUCAGUCCCUAUACUUACCAGGAAAUAGCGUACAACAGUGGGGACCAGUUGUUGUGGAGACCUGGGGCUCUGACGGCGCAUGAAGUGGAGGCGUUCUUGCUGAGCGCGCAGAGGCCGGGGGAAAUGUGCAAACAGACGCGAAGCGGCGCCGCCCGAGACAACGAACAGGCGCUGUAUGAACUGGUGAAAUGCAACUUCAACGCAGACGAGGCACUGCGACGAUUGAGCUUCAAUGUGAAAGUGUUCAGUGAAGAGCUGUGCAGCUGGAGUGACGAGGAGUGCGGCAGUUUUGAGCAAGGCUACAAAGUUUACGGGAAAAACUUCCACCUCAUUCAAGCUAACAAGGUACGCACCCGCUCCGUGGGGGAGUGUGUGGAGUAUUACUACAUGUGGAAGAAGUCCGAGCGCCACGAGUUGUUCACUCAGCAAGCCACCAGGAUCACCCGCAAGAAGUACUCCCUGCAGUUGGAGAGCGUGGACGAAGGAGAGCAGGACGGGGAUGCUGGCGACGUGGAGGCCAGCAAUCAUUCUGCCGCCUUGUUGUCCCGCAGCUCCGCGGUCUCCGGGAAGCUGGCGCCGCCUUUACCGCCGCACUCCAGCCUGGAACUGGACAAACGAGAGAAGGAGGGUCGACCUCGGCGCAGAAGGACUCCCCGCUUUCACUUAAAGCCGUGUUAAGGUUGCACCUGCAGAUGAAGACCUGCUGACGGGGCGCUGUGGCGACGGACGCCCUCAGGAGCCGUCUGGCCGCCCCUCCCCCGUCCCCGCGCAUCAGAAGGACGUCCUCCCAGGCGACUGCUGCCCAACAGGUCCGGUCCGGCUCCGGCGCACCUGCCGGGACCUUCUGACCUGCCGGGACCAUCGGCACCCUGCGGCCUUCUUCCAGUUCCACGUGAGUGACGGUCCUUUCACCCCCGAGGAGGCGGCAGCAGCGGGUGUGCCCGCCGACUCCUCCGUCAGCGGCGGGUGGGACUUUACCUGCUGCGGGCCUCCUCGCCCUCGCCUGCCGCCUUUCUCGACAUGCUCCGCCCCCUCCCCGUCCACUCCAAGCACUUGGAAACAUCCCAAUGAAUCCGCUCUGAAAGCAAGCAGAACAAGAAGGACUUUGCAGCAAUAAGUGAGAAGCACACUUUAUUUGUCCUCCAUCCAACGGCACGAUCAGAUUAGCAUCAGGUCAAAGUCCACGGGCCGCUGACUCGUGGCGUUUGGCU
Molecule: messenger RNA, 1752 nt
Organism: Nerophis lumbriciformis (worm pipefish)
Lineage: Eukaryota; Metazoa; Chordata; Actinopteri; Syngnathiformes; Syngnathidae
Gene: mier2
Product: mesoderm induction early response 1, family member 2
Biological process (GO): negative regulation of transcription by RNA polymerase II
Cellular component (GO): nucleoplasm
Molecular function (GO): histone deacetylase binding; transcription corepressor activity
Source: RefSeq, a predicted model, not a curated record